Molecule: messenger RNA, 2819 nt
Organism: Pichia membranifaciens NRRL Y-2026
Lineage: Eukaryota; Fungi; Ascomycota; Pichiomycetes; Pichiales; Pichiaceae
Exons: 1
Coding region: 35-2320 (761 amino acids)
Cellular component (GO): cytoplasm
Molecular function (GO): ATP hydrolysis activity; ATP binding
Source: RefSeq, a predicted model, not a curated record
UUGUAAAUAACAGCCUGUCCGCUUUGCAAAACAAAUGGCACCUUCAAAAACAGCCGCCAAAAAGGGGAGUUCCUCUAUCGACAAAGACAAGGGUUCUAGCCCCAAACCGUCCAAAGUCAAACAGACAAUCAGGGAAUUCAUAAUCAGGCCAGCCACAGGCGAGAUAUUAAAAAACUCCCGAAACUAUGCAACUGUUUACAUAACCAAUUCUGCACUUGAAAUGUUGGAGCUGACAAGUGGUUCUUUUGUUAAGGUAACAUUUGGACUCAAAGAACUGAUUUUACUUGUUGACGUUGCCAAUGCCGAGACAGGAGAGAUUGAAGAUAAUGUUAUCUUAGUCAAUCAGUUUUAUCUCGAUUUAUAUGGAGUUCUACUAGGAGAUCGUGCGGUUUUGAACAGCUACACUGGAAAGUUGGAAUAUGCCAGAAGUAUUGAGGUGGAGGUAACUAAAGAUGCCGAUACAACCUUGACAUUGACGAAGCUUAUUGAUAUUGGAAUUAUCUAUAGAGGCUUAAACUGUGGAACGUGGUAUAUUGCUGCAGUUGAUCAAGAUAUUGAGCAGAAGAUGAAAGAAUUAAGUUUAGAUUCCUCCGCUGAUGAUCUUGGUGAAAAAAGCUUGACUGGAUAUCUAGUACAUCCAAAAAAUACCAAAGUUAAUUUCACGACCCGAGAGAUAUUACCUGAAGUUUACAAAAAACACCGGUUCAAAGAUAUUGGUGGAUUGGACAAAACUAUAGUGUAUUUGCAAAAAACCAUCAAAAUACCCCUUGAAAACUCAAAGUUGUUCAGGUCAUUUGGCAUUGAACCACCAAGAGGUAUUUUAAUAUAUGGUAACUCAGGUGUGGGUAAAAGUAUGCUUUUAAAAAGCCUUGCCAGUGAAUUCCGAGGAUGUCAUGUUAUCAAGAUUGACGGAUCUUCGAUCAUGUCAAAAUAUCUAGGGGACAGCGAGGAGAAGUUGAGAGGGAACUUUAAAGAGGCGAUUAAGUAUCAACCCUCCAUGAUUUUGAUUGAUGAGAUUGAGUCCAUUUUACCAAAUAGGAAGAGCAAGGAAGAUUUCAGUGACGUCGACAGUCGAAUAUUAAGCACAUUCAGUGCCAUGAUGGAUGAACUCAACGGUGGUGGUAAAGUCGUUGUCAUUGGUGUAACCAACGAGCUCAAAAACAUUGAUUUAAGUUUGCGUAGACCAGGUAGAUUUGAUCUCGAAGUAGAAAUUGGAAUUCCUGAUAUCGAGGGUAGGUUCGAUAUUUUGAUGAAGCAAAUGUCGAAAAUUGAAGAGAGGUUGAAAAAGAUUGACACUCAGGAAAUCAAGGAGAUUGCGUCGAAAACUCAUGGUUAUGUUGGGUCCGAUCUACUUUCCUUGGUAAGAGAAAGUGUAAUGAAAGCCAUAAACAGACACCUUGAAGCUAGUGAUAAUAACAUAAAGGAUGUUGGAGUGAGAUACGAAGAUUUCCAGUUGUCUAUGAAGGAUAUUCGUCCUAGUGCCAUGAAGGAGAUUAUCCUUGAGAUGCCCAAAGUGAGAUGGAGUGAUAUUGGCGGACAGGAGGUUUUGAAAAGGAAGUUGCAUGAGAUGGUGGAGCUUCCACUCAAAGAGGCAGACCGCUUUGAAAGGUUUGGAAUAAAAGCUCCAAAAGGUUUACUGUUGUACGGACCACCAGGUUGCUCUAAGACCAUGACGGCGAAAGCUUUGGCCACUGAAAGUGGUCUUAAUUUCCUCGCUAUCAAAGGGCCUGAGAUCUUUGACAAGUACGUUGGAGAGAGUGAGCGGAAGAUCCGUGAUAUCUUCAACAAGGCCAGGGCUUCUUCCCCGUCCAUUAUAUUUAUCGACGAGAUCGAUGCAAUUGCCGUCGACAGGGAGGGAUCGGAGUCUACCAAUGUCUCCAAACAAGUUUUGAACACUAUGUUGAACGAGCUCGAUGGUGUAGAGGAAUUGAACGGCGUCAUCCUUGUUGGAGCUACCAACCGGCCUGCCUCUAUCGAUGCUGCCUUGCUCAGACCAGGUCGUCUUGAUCGGCAUGUUUACGUGGGGCCACCAGACUAUGAGGCCCGUUACGAAAUUCUCUACAAGAAUACAGCAAAGUUUGGAAUCUCUGAUGACGUCCGCGAGACAUUGCUGCUGGACCUUGUAGAGAAGACGAGUGGAUGCUCAGGCUCUGAGUGUGUCUUACUCUGCCAAGAAGCCGGUCUUGUUGCCGUCAGUGCAGGCCGGGAGAGUGUUGGACGUGAGGAUUUUGCGCGGGCCCUGGAAGGACUGGUGAAGAACAUCGACGAAGAAAUGUUGGCGUAUUAUGAAGCUUUUGCGGAGCGGGCAGGCCGGAGCUGAAAGAAGAGAUUGCAUCAGAAGUAGAUACAAAACCAUAAUUACCAGACAAUGGGUUCCAACGGCCACAAGUUGUUGACGGUUCUCGUGUUCAGUGGGCUUGGCGUAUACUCGGGCGUGAAGUUCUUUGAGCCCCUCGUCGUGGAGCAAUUGCGGAAAGACGGGAACCUACGGGCUGAUAUCGACGUUCCACAGUUCGACAAGAACGGUGACAAGAUCGUGAAUGGUGUUGACCAGAGUGUUGAACUAGACCGGCUUAGAGAGAGGCUCGAGCAGAAGAAAGAGUAAGCACAUUUGGGCAUUAAUGAUCGGAAAAGAUCUGCGCUUGUACAUAUAUAGAUUUGCUGUAGUACGUAUGUAAUAAAGUACACUUAGUUAAACGUGAUAUCCACUAUUUUUGGUUUUUAGUUGCCAAUUGGUUAGAUGUCAGAAUACUCAGAUACUAAUUAGUGUCAUGAAAUCAAGAAAUGUAAAGAAAAAAAAAUAAAGCAGAAAUAAAAGC